Messenger RNA from Hyaena hyaena (striped hyena), 1384 nucleotides. It is a transcript of the gene ST3GAL3, whose product is annotated as ST3 beta-galactoside alpha-2,3-sialyltransferase 3. The coding region runs from base 183 to 1307 and encodes 374 amino acids. NCBI's taxonomy places the organism in Eukaryota, Metazoa, Chordata, Mammalia, Carnivora, Hyaenidae. The record is from RefSeq and is a predicted model, not a curated record. The transcript has 12 exons. Gene Ontology annotation, molecular function: sialyltransferase activity.
GUCCCCACUAUGGCGGCGCCCAGGCAGCCCACCGCGUCGUGGGCGCCCGCCGGGGUCCCCCGCGGCUGCCGCCGCCGCCUGCGCCCUCGCCUCCGCCUUCCCGCCCGCGUCGGGCCGGGCGCCGCCUCCCCCCUGCCUCCCUCUCCGCUGCGGUCAUGUAGGAAGUUGUAAAUCAUGUGAAGAUGGGACUCUUGGUAUUUGUACGCAACCUGCUGCUAGCCCUCUGCCUUUUUCUGGUACUGGGAUUUUUGUAUUACUCUGCGUGGAAGCUGCAUUUACUCCAGUGGGAGGACCCCAAUUCAGUGGUUCUUUCCUUUGACUCCGCUGGACAAACACUAGGCUCAGAGUAUGAUCGGUUGGGUUUCCUCCUGAAGCUGGACUCUAAACUGCCUGCUGAGUUGGCCACCAAGUACGCAAACUUUUCCGAGGGAGCGUGCAAGCCUGGCUAUGCGUCAGCCUUGAUGACUGCCAUCUUUCCCCGGUUCUCCAAGCCAGCACCCAUGUUCCUGGAUGACUCUUUCCGCAAGUGGGCUAGGAUUCGGGAAUUUGUGCCGCCUUUUGGGAUCAAAGGUCAAGACAAUCUGAUCAAAGCCAUCCUGUCAGUCACCAAAGAGUACCGCCUGACCCCUGCUUUGGACAGCCUCAGCUGCCGCCGCUGCAUCAUCGUGGGCAAUGGAGGUGUCCUUGCCAACAAGUCUCUGGGGUCACGAAUUGAUGACUAUGACAUAGUGGUCAGACUGAACUCAGCACCAGUGAAAGGCUUCGAGAAGGAUGUGGGCAGCAAAACUACACUGCGCAUCACCUACCCUGAGGGCGCCAUGCAGCGGCCCGAGCAAUACGAACGCGAUUCUCUCUUUGUCCUCGCUGGCUUCAAGUGGCAGGACUUCAAGUGGUUGAAGUACAUCGUCUACAAGGAGAGAGUGAGUGCGUCGGAUGGCUUCUGGAAAUCUGUGGCUACUCGAGUGCCAAAGGAGCCCCCUGAGAUCCGCAUCCUCAACCCGUAUUUCAUCCAGGAGGCCGCCUUCACUCUCAUCGGACUGCCCUUCAACAAUGGCCUCAUGGGCCGCGGGAACAUCCCGACCCUCGGCAGUGUGGCAGUGACCAUGGCACUACACGGCUGUGAUGAGGUGGCAGUCGCAGGCUUUGGCUACGACAUGAGCACUCCCAAUGCACCCCUGCACUACUAUGAGACCGUGCGAAUGGCGGCCAUCAAAGAGUCCUGGACGCACAAUAUCCAGCGAGAGAAAGAGUUUCUGCGGAAGCUGGUGAAAGCACGGGUCAUCACCGACCUAACCAGUGGCAUCUGAGGGGAGCCCAGCACAUGGCCACAGAGGUCCUGGCGCCGCCAAGAGCGAGCAGCAGCCACCGCCACCUGCCCACUUCA